Molecule: messenger RNA, 1214 nt
Organism: Nannochloropsis gaditana CCMP526
Gene: FTSY
Product: fused signal recognition particle receptor
Exons: 6
Coding region: 114-1214 (366 amino acids)
Biological process (GO): SRP-dependent cotranslational protein targeting to membrane
Cellular component (GO): membrane
Molecular function (GO): ATP hydrolysis activity; GTPase activity; GTP binding
Source: RefSeq, a predicted model, not a curated record
AGCCAACAUCAUGUUGCAGUAUCACCUCCUCCUCCUACCUCUCCUGAUGCUGCCUUGGGCAGGAUGGACUCAAGCUGCAUUCGUUACUCCAAGAGUUGGAGGCCCAAGAUCUUAUGGUGAUGGAAGAAAAUACAGAGUCGGCCUCCUACGUCAAAAAGCGACAGGAAAUCGACGCUGAGAACCUUGCGAAGCUUCAAGAAGGCUUAGCAAAGAGCAGGCAGCGUCUGAUGGGGGACUUGGAUGUGAUUUUUGGUGUGAGCGAGGAUGUGGGCCUCACGAAGACUUUGGAUAAGCUGGAGGAAGUGCUGAUGAUGUCGGACAUAGGGGCGGCCACGACGGGUGAAAUCAUCGACGACCUCCGCAUGGUCGCCAAGGCCGAGAAACUGGAGCCUGACGACGUCAAGUCUGUCCUCCGUUUGCGUUUGAUAGAGGCGUUGACGGCCAAAGAUAGGAGUAUGCAGUUGAAAAAGGAAGCGUCCGCGGGGAAUGGAAAGAGCUACCCUCGUGUCCUCUUCGUCAUCGGUGCGAACGGGAUGGGCAAGACGACGACGAUCGGGAAGAUCGCCUCCCGCCUCAAAAAUGAAGCGAAUCAGAGUGUGCUGGUUGCCGCCUGUGACACUUUUCGCGCCGCCGCUGUCGACCAGCUGGAGGAGUGGACGGUGCGAGCCGGCGUGGACAUCCACCGGCCAGGGGAAGGGCAGACGAAACCCGCGCCCGUGCUGGAAGAGGCUAUCAGUAAGGCGAUCGAAGGAGACUACGACGUGCUGAUUGUGGACACGUCUGGGCGGCUUUCAAAUAACGUGGCCUUGAACGAGGAGCUCAAGAAGUUGAAAAGGACCAUCGCGGACGGCAUCCCUGGUGGCCCGCAUGAGACCCUACUCGUCUUAGACGGCGCCGUGGGCAGGAAUGGGGUAGAUCAGGCAAAGGUCUGGAAUCGAGAGGUUGGAAUCACGGGGUUGGUCAUCACGAAACUUGACGGCACGGCCAGGGGAGGUGUGGUGGUUAGCAUCGUGAGGGACGUGGGCGUCCCUGUGAAGCUCAUUGGAGUGGGCGAGGGGAUUGAUGACUUGCGGGAUUUCAAUCCAGAGGAUUUUGUGGAUGCUUUGUUGGGAUAUGAGCCUGAACAGGUGCUGGCCUUGGAGGCCCGGCUUCAAGACAUGGUUCAAGGCAAACUUAUCAAGCCGAAGAGAGGGACGAUAUCAGCGACAGGAUGA